CAAUGGGAAAUUUAUGGAUUUCCAAGUGGAUACAGGGGCCACUUGUUCAGUUAUCGGUGUUAAAGGUCAUCAAGAGCUCGGAGAACCGAAAUGGGAGUACACCCACCAACAAUUAAGGGCGUAUGGUGGACAUAACGUACCGGUGAAAGGUCUAACCCAUGUAGACGUUCAAUGUGGUGAAGUGGUAAAGAACCUACCCCUUCUAGUAGCAGAUACCAAUGAUGCAUCAAACAUUCUUGGCCUUGACUGGUUUUAUAAAUUGAAUUUUGAUAUAACAUUUCCUAAAAAAGUUCAAUGUAACCAAUUCUCCUCUGUUCCCACAGGUCAGGCAUCAUUGACGUCGCUGAGAGUCCGUCUGACAGAGAUAAUCAAGAACUAUCCAGAUAUUUUCAGGGAAGAGCUAGGAUGCUGUAACAAGUUUCAAGCAAACAUAACCUUGAAGACAACUGCUAAACCAAAAUUUAGUAAACCCUAUCACCUACCGUUUGCACAAUACGACAAGUAUUUAAGAAUGCCUUUUGGGAUAGCCAGUGCACCAGGGAUUUUUCAGAGAGUAAUGGAGGAAUUAGUUCAGGGAAUGUCAGGAUGUGCCGUAUAUCUUGAUGAUAUUAUCAUCACCGGGAGUUCAGAUGAAGAGCAUCUAAAUAACGUCAAAGAGUUAUUUCAACGUUUAAGUGCGUAUGGGUUGAGGUGCAAAGAAGACAAAUGUCAAUUCGCAUGUCAGCAGGUAGAAUAUGUAGGGCACAUAAUAGACUCUAAAGGAAUAAGACCAACGGCUCAAAGGCUUAAAGCGAUCGAGAUGAUGCCUAGACCAUCGAAUGUGAAAGAGGUAGAAAGUUUCAUUGGCAAGAUAAAUUAUUACAAUAAAUUUAUUCCAAAUUUUUCAUCAAAAGCUGCGGCCUUGAAUACACUGCGUCGUCAAACAGUUAAGUUCGAAUGGGGUCCCGCACAAGAAUCAGCAUUCUUAGCGUUAAAAUCGGAGAUAGUAAAGGCAACACAAUUGGUCCAUUACAACGAUUCACUGCCAAUAGUAUUAGCUACGGAUGCAUCGAAAUCGGGCAUCGGCGCUGUCAUUUCGCAUCGAUAUGCCGACGGCUCAGAAUAACCCAUAGCUUUCGC
Rhagoletis zephyria (snowberry fruit fly) is the source of this 1119-nucleotide messenger RNA. RefSeq lists its product as uncharacterized. The record is from RefSeq and is a predicted model, not a curated record. Lineage: Eukaryota; Metazoa; Arthropoda; Insecta; Diptera; Tephritidae.